UGAAGACAGCACAAGAAUUUAAGUCAACCUGCCUAAAUACCGAUAACACAAGUCAUAUGUAGAUUGCGGAAAAAUGUUACAAGUGAACUUAACAGAAGCUUAUAUGAAGGAAGAAAAAAGUGAACAGACAAUUGGUAUUUCAUACGAUCAAAAAGUAUGUAGAUUGUGUAUGCAGCUAGUGCAAAGCGAAUUGAAGUAUAUAUGUAAAGAAGAAUUUGAUGUUAAUCAGAAAAUGAAUAUCGCCGUCGUCAAAGAUCCCGUUGUGUGUAAACCAUGCUUUGACUCUCUGGGCACCCACAAAAUUUUCUUGAAAAAUUGUUUAGAAGUAGACGAAAAUAUCAAUGAUGCUUUUGAGAGUUCCGCCACAGAGCGUCAAACAGACAUGUCACCGUCCGAUUUAUUCAUCAAAACUGAAAACUUGACUGAGGAAUCAGAAAAUAACGACAUGAAUAUGCCAAUCAAAGCUGAGUGCGUCGACGUAAAAUCGGAAGAUGAUGAAGGGAGGUUGCUUUGGUGCACGAAUAAUGAAACAUUCGAGGACCUCAACUGUAAACGUGCAGAAGAGGAUGGGUUUGAAGAUUUGUCGGAUCAUAAGAAUAAAUCGAUAUACGAAUGUGGUACGAAGACCAGUCAAAAGGGCGAUGUUAAUUUCCCUCAGUUAACGUUAAGUAAACUAUUAUACACGUGUGACAAAUGCGUUUAUGAAACUAAAAGCGAGCGUCGUUUUGAGGUACAUUGUGCGAGACACGAGAACAAUUCAAAAGUGUUUAAGUGCGAUUCGUGCGGUUACGAAACCGACAACAAGAAAUUACUUCAGAAGCACCGGUCGAGGCAUAAAGAGGCUCCGCUAGUACCCAUAUUAAAGUGCGAUUUGUGUGAUUACGAAACAAAGUCCAAGCACCACCUGAUCAAGCACCAGACGAAACACCAAAGUUCAUCCAAAGCGUUAUUAUACAAGUGCGGGUUUUGCAAUUUGGAAACAAACUACCGCUCCGUCAUUUCCCGUCACCUUUUGAAACACAAAAACCCUUCGGAAGUGAAACUAUACAAGUGCAGCGACUGCGAUUACGAAACGAGGAUCAAAUACAGCCUCACGACGCAUCUGUUGGUACACAGAAGUCCAUCCGCGGCAGAGGCGGGUAAAUACAAGUGCGAUUCGUGCGGUUUCGAAACAAACUAUACGUCGACACUUAAGAGACACCAGUUAACACACAUAAACCCUUCGGAAGUCCAGAUGUACUCGUGCAACGACUGCGAUUACAAAGCUAAACAGAAGCGUUACCUGAUACGCCACUCGUUGAAACAUAAGGACUGGUCUCAGACGGAAACCUUCAGGUGCUACGUCUGCGACUACAGAUCGAAGUAUAAGUCGACUUUGAUCCAUCACCUGUUGAAGCACAAGGACGCCUCGCAGGUACAGACGUACAAGUGCAACGACUGCGACUACGAAACUAAACACAAGCACAUUAUCAAAAACCACGUGUUGAGGCAUAAGGACCUUUCGAGGGUGCCAACGUACCGGUGUAACGACUGCGAGUACGAAACGGCAUACCAGAAGAAUUUCGCCCGCCAUCUGUUGACGCAUAAGGAUAAGUCUCAGGUCCGGAUGCAUCGGUGUGACAAGUGCGAAUUCGAAACGAAGCAUAAAAAUUCUCUGAGGCGGCACCAGUCGAUGCACAAGUGACGUUCCGGGGGUGUGAUUGUUGUAAUGAAAUUUUGAGAAUUAGUACAUUUACUGGAGUGUAAAUAAAAUUCACAAAAUGGUUGAAAUUUUGCUUACCUGCUACUUUCGCAGGUGCUGAAGGAGAAUCUAGUUGUUUCGUGUGGUUAAACUGGGGAAAAAACAUACUCCUCGAGAAACAUAUGUUUUUUCUCAAAUUGUGUCUUGAAAACUGAUUUUUUUUUAACACAAAUAAGUGAAUGUUCUGUUUACCCACCUGAUUUUUACAGCAUAUGACAUACUUGAAAUCUAAUGUAAUCUUUGAGAGAAUUGAUACAAUGGCAUUUAAGAUUUCUGGUUUUAAGCUUAGAGUAUUGACAUUGAAAGCUCCCACAAUCUUUUAAAUGUUGGAAUAACUUUACAAACAUUUUAUUUGGUACUUAUGGGUCAGGAUAGUCGAUCCCAUAUCGUAAUUAAAAUAGAAAUGUGACAGAAUAAAGCGGUGGUGUAUUCGGACAUUCGUGUUUCGACAAAUUAACAUGGCAGUCGUAUCAUACCAGGUGUGAAGUUAACCGGCAGUAGCAGCUUUUCAGUGGCAGUGGGACAGAAUCUUAACAGAACAGCCCCCUUUUUAAGUAUUCAGAACAGGAUCCUAUUCUGCUUAAAUUUAAACUGUUCACAGUUUAAUUUUGUUGCUGUUUUGUUUGCUUUGGAUUAAUUUAAUAUGCAAUAACACUGACAAAUAAGAGUAGAAACGUACCGUAUUUUCUUUAGAAUUUUAUAACUUUUUAGUAUUACCUGUUUUAACUUUAUCUAUUUGUGUCGGUUUAGUAUUUAAUUUUUUAUUUGAUAGUUGAAUAAACAUAAUUCAUAAUUUUAGUUUAAAGUAGUG
Anoplophora glabripennis (Asian longhorned beetle) is the source of this 2552-nucleotide messenger RNA. RefSeq names its product zinc finger autosomal protein-like. Gene Ontology annotation, biological process: regulation of transcription by RNA polymerase II. The record is from RefSeq and is a predicted model, not a curated record. Bases 74 to 1684 code for a protein of 536 amino acids. Lineage: Eukaryota; Metazoa; Arthropoda; Insecta; Coleoptera; Cerambycidae. The transcript is spliced from 3 exons. Gene Ontology annotation, molecular function: DNA-binding transcription factor activity, RNA polymerase II-specific; RNA polymerase II transcription regulatory region sequence-specific DNA binding. Gene Ontology annotation, cellular component: nucleus.